Messenger RNA from Parastagonospora nodorum SN15, 896 nucleotides. RefSeq lists its product as hypothetical. NCBI's taxonomy places the organism in Eukaryota, Fungi, Ascomycota, Dothideomycetes, Pleosporales, Phaeosphaeriaceae. Gene Ontology annotation, molecular function: cellulose binding. The record is from RefSeq and is a predicted model, not a curated record. The transcript has 3 exons. Gene Ontology annotation, cellular component: extracellular region. Gene Ontology annotation, biological process: carbohydrate metabolic process. Bases 1 to 606 code for a protein of 201 amino acids.
AUGCGUUAUGCCGCCGCCGCGCUCUACGCUACAUUGGCUGGUAUUGUGACAGCACAAGCAGGAGACUGGCAGCAAUGUGGUGGCACAAACUGGUCCGGGGCGACGACAUGUGGAGCUAACGCUGGCUGUGUGAAGAUCAAUGACUACUACUCUCAAUGCCAACCUGGUGCAGCACCAGCAAAUCCUCAGCCCGUACCCACAACCAUAGUGACGUCGACAGCGCCAGCACAACCCUCAGCCACUGGAGCCCCAUCUGGCGGAACACCAGCUGGUACCGGUCCCGGUACAACACUUCAAACCGGCUACUACUGGAUCCGCGCCGUCGCCGCACCCAACUUCCACAAAUACAUGCAAACCAGCCCUCUCUACAGCACCGGCUCAGCUCUUCUAGGCGACUACACAACGGCUGGCCAAUUCCAAAUUGUGAAUGACCAGCUGGUCCAACUUGUGUCUGCGCCUGGCGAGGCGACGAAGCUCCUCUAUGGUGUAGUUAGCGAGACACGCUAUAUCAACGAUAACAGCUUGAGCGUGACAUUCUCGGAGACGAAGAAAUACGUUUGGAAAAUUUGUCUGGUCUGGAGAUGGCUUGCAGUGGAGUGCUGCUAGUGUCACUAGACCCUAAUUCCGGGGCCUGGUAUGUAUGUUCAGGUCAGCUGUACAUCAACCUGGGCAAUUAUCUAUACCAGACGCCAGCUGGUUGUGCGGAUCAGACGAUCCACUACUACAACGAUAGCAAGGCGAACAACUAGAUGGCCUACCGCGACGACCCUAUCUCCUACGUGACGAAAAGUGAAAGAUAGCAGCUUCGAAACCUCAUCUGCUAAACCCCGUCAUUAGUUAGCCUCUUAGAACCAAUUUUACUUAUGCUUAUCUUGGGGCAAUUUCAAAGACUCCCC